ACAAGAGUCACCAGCGUGUGUGUACAUGUGCGUGUGGCGGCGUGGGCUGUCUGUGUGUGUGUUUGUGUGCGUGUGUGUGUGUGUGUGUGCGCCGCCCGGUGUGUGCGAGGGUGUAGUUUUUUUUAGUCAGCCAGCGACCCCAGCUGUGGAUAUCUUUGCAUUGCACAAGUGUGUGGGAGCAGACAGGAAAGCUGAGUUUUAGGGUGUGGAAAGCAUAUAUUUACUGCCUAACAUCUACCUUUUCAAAGCCAAAUCUAGCCAAGCAUUUUAACCUCCUCGCCGCAACAAGCACAUCAAGAUCUCGCUGUCUGUAAGAGACAACACUUCACCUCGACAGUCACCAGUGACAGACUGACAAGAUGGCGUCAGGCUUCAGAAAUAAAUAGGUGAACCUGUGGGUGUGAAUCAUGAUAGGUUGGCUGAAGCAGUGACAUGACCCACUAAUCCCUCAUGAAGCAGCAAGAAAUGGUUAUGACCAGAGGUCGUGGCAGAGGUAUGCGAGGAGGCAUGAUGCGCCCCAUGGGACCCGGCGGCCCCCACUUUGGCCCCAAGAUGAAGCAGUUUGUGCCGCGCCUUCCCUUUGACAUGGUGCUGUGUGAGUCGGCCUUCCCCAGAGUGAAGGCAGCACCAGAUGAGUCAGCGUUCACUCAGGCACUCCUAAAGAGAAAUGCAGAUCUGUCCCCCACAGCAGCAGAGCAAGCAGCAGUUCUGAACCUCGUCACAAAGAUCCAGACAGUGAUGGACAACCUCAUUGUUGAUCCAGGGACCUUUGAUGCCUGUCAAAUUGAGGAGGUGCGUCAGGUUGGUUCCUACAAGAAGGGCACCAUGAUGACAGGACACAAUGUGGCAGAUAUUGUUGUCAUCCUGAAGACACUGCCCACCAAAGAGGCCGUGGAGGCACUCGGGAAAAAAGUGUGUGAUGACCUGCGCAUAUUGGAGCCUCAGGAAGUCCUGGUGCUGACAAUGCUACCCAACGAUAGAGGCUUUGAAAUCAGCAACAGUGAAGCAACCGUUCGCGUCUUGGUCACAACCAUCCACCAGAAUCUCCGAAAGCUGGACCCAGAACUCCACCUUGACCAGAAGAUCCUACAGUCCCACCUGGCAGCCAUCAGACACAGUCGUUGGUUUGAGGAAAAUGCACACCACUCCACCAUUAAGGUUCUCAUAAGACUAUUAAGGGAUCUCCGUGGGCGCUUUGAAGGGUUUGAGCCGCUGUCCCCCUGGAUGUUGGACCUCCUGGCCCAUUAUGCUAUCCUGAACAACCCCAGCAGACAAGCUCUCCCCAUCAACUCAGCAUUCCGUCGUUGUCUCCAGCUGCUUGCUGCAGGGCUCUUCCUGCCUGGGUCAGCAGGCAUUUUGUCGGCAGGAAUCAGUGAUCCAUGUGAAGGAGGAAACAUCCGAGUUCACACCGCCAUGACCCUGGAGCAGCAGGACCUGGUCUGUCUCACAGCCCAGACCCUCCUGCGGGUGCUCUCUCACGGUGGCUACAAACAGAUCCUAGGUCUUGAGGGUAACUCCAGUAUAGCCAGCGAGAUGUCAGUGUGGGACGGUGUGGUGGUGUCUGCACUGGAGAAGGCCUAUGAGAAGCCUCCUGAACGGCCGCCACAGGAUGAUGACACGGACAACAUGGAUGCAGAUGAUGACCCAAUGGAGACAACUGACAACUGAAGAGGGCAUCACUGGUAAGCUGGUGACACUGCCCUUCUUGCAGUUCCUUCCCUCCACUCCCUCAUAUCUAGUGCCAGGCUUGGAGGUCCACAAGUUACGUCAAAGAGUGUUCAGAUUAUGGAGCAAACGAGUGUAUUAUAUGGUGUCAUUCUGGCAAAGUACAUUUAAGUACAAGUAACAGUUUGCAUGAACAGUGUUGAUCUUGGUGUUCAGUGUUUGUGAGUCCUAAUUUUCAUAAUAAACUUUUACUUUAAGGUUUAAAUUAAUAUUUAAUUAGCUAAUAAUGGCCUCCAGUCUGUCCCCACCACUGGACAAAGGAAUCAUGUACAUGGUGAGUCAUUGUCUUAGUGAUCAUGUUUGGACCACAAAGUCUGUGGGGGUUGGUGACUGAAAGAUACAUAAUCAGCUACAGCAUCAAGUCAUUGAAGUGUUGUUGCUGAGAGAAAAGCAUUAGUUCAUGGGUCUCUCUCUCUCUCUCUCUCUCUCUCUCUCUCUCUCUCUCUCUCUCUCUCUCUCUCUCUCUCUCUCUCUCUCUCUCUCUCUCUC
Scylla paramamosain (green mud crab) is the source of this 2214-nucleotide messenger RNA. Its product is annotated as interleukin enhancer-binding factor 2-like. Gene Ontology annotation, cellular component: catalytic step 2 spliceosome. The coding region runs from base 451 to 1668 and encodes 405 amino acids. The transcript is spliced from 10 exons. Lineage: Eukaryota; Metazoa; Arthropoda; Malacostraca; Decapoda; Portunidae. The record is from RefSeq and is a predicted model, not a curated record. Gene Ontology annotation, molecular function: DNA binding; double-stranded RNA binding. Gene Ontology annotation, biological process: positive regulation of DNA-templated transcription.